GAAGCCGGGCUCUUCUUCGUAGUGCCGCCGGGACCGUUGGCGAGUGUGUGUGUGUGUGGCAGCUUCCGUACUACUCGAGCCCCGGGCGCUGCGAGCUAAAGAGCAGAGCACGCGGGCCGGUCAACAUGUCGCGCUACGGGCGGUAUGGAGGAGAAACCAAGGUAUACGUUGGUAACCUGGGAACUGGUGCUGGCAAAGGAGAGUUAGAAAGGGCUUUCAGUUAUUAUGGUCCCUUAAGAACAGUAUGGAUUGCAAGAAAUCCCCCAGGAUUUGCCUUUGUGGAAUUUGAAGAUCCUAGAGAUGCAGAAGAUGCUGUGCGAGGACUGGAUGGGAAGGUGAUUUGUGGUUCCCGAGUGAGGGUUGAACUAUCAACAGGCAUGCCCCGGAGAUCUCGUUUUGAUAGACCACCUGCCAGACGUCCCUUUGAUCCCAAUGAUAGAUGUUAUGAGUGUGGCGAAAAGGGACAUUAUGCUUAUGAUUGUCAUCGCUAUAGCCGUCGAAGAAGAAGCAGGUCACGAUCUAGAUCACAUUCUCGAUCCAGAGGAAGGAGGUACUCUCGCUCACGUAGCAGGAGCAGGGGACGGAGGUCAAGAUCAGCAUCUCCUCGACGAUCAAGAUCUGUAUCUCUUCGUAGAUCAAGAUCAGCUUCACUCAGAAGAUCUAGGUCUGGUUCUAUAAAAGGAUCGAGGUAUUUCCAAUCCCGGUCAAGAUCAAGAUCUAGAUCUAGGUCUCUUUCACGACCAAGAAGCAGCCGAUCAAAGUCCAGAUCUCCAUCUCCAAAAAGAAGUCGUUCCCCAUCAGGAAGUCCACGCAGAAGUGCAAGUCCUGAAAGAAUGGACUGAAGUUUUCAAGUUCACCCUUUAGGGAAAAGUUAUUUUGUUUACAUUAUUAUAAGGGAUUUGUGAUGUCUGUAAAAUGUAACCUAGGAAGGAUAUUUYAACCAUCUAAUCAAAAUGGAUCUGGAUUAAUACUCUGUAAAUUCACAGCAGUAAGAUAAUAUAAGUUUUUGUUGAAUGUAUUAACAUCUUAUGGUCUGAACAUGGGUUUUUAUUUGGCACAUUUAAAUAAAAUGUUUCUAAAUAGAUUUUUGAUUCGUGUUCAAUAUUAACACUUCUCAAUUUGGUAACCAUCAGGAGUCAAACUUGAUAACUAUUAAAUAUUCAUACAGAGUUACAUUCAAAGUUUAAUGGUGUUAAAAGUCUUGAACAUCAUUAACUGUUCUAUACAUAACACUUUGUCAGCAUCUUAAGGGACUUUGAAAAAUUCUAUUUUACCCUUGUAUCUGGGUAAGAUGAUCUUGAGUCCCCUGUAAUAGUAUGAGUUUAUCAUGACAGAUCCCUCAAUUUAACUUAUUGAAGUUGGUGUUAAGAGACAUCAAACUAAUGAUCUCAAUCUGUCAAUCUAGAGGGACCACUGAUUGACCUAUAAAUGAGCAUGACAGGAACUAAGCAAAGCUUUUUGAGUAAAUGUGAUAUAAGAUGUAAGGAGAAACUGAUUUCUGGAGGCUGUUUUAGCUUAUUGAUGUUUCCAGGCAAUUGGGUGGGAUGGUUUCUAUUCAGUGUUCUUUGUUUUCAAACAUUAGUUAACUGAUUUUAUACCAAAAAAAAAAAAAUGCAUGUAUGAGAAAUUGUCUGGA
Molecule: messenger RNA, 1636 nt
Organism: Urocitellus parryii (Arctic ground squirrel)
Lineage: Eukaryota; Metazoa; Chordata; Mammalia; Rodentia; Sciuridae
Gene: Srsf7
Product: serine and arginine rich splicing factor 7
Molecular function (GO): RNA binding; zinc ion binding
Source: RefSeq, a predicted model, not a curated record